Molecule: messenger RNA, 948 nt
Organism: Carlito syrichta (Philippine tarsier)
Lineage: Eukaryota; Metazoa; Chordata; Mammalia; Primates; Tarsiidae
Product: olfactory receptor 51L1
Exons: 1
Coding region: 1-948 (315 amino acids)
Biological process (GO): G protein-coupled receptor signaling pathway
Cellular component (GO): membrane
Molecular function (GO): olfactory receptor activity; G protein-coupled receptor activity
Source: RefSeq, a predicted model, not a curated record
AUGGUGGUCUGGAAUAACAGUGAUGCUGUGGAACCCAUAUUUAUCCUGAGGGGUCUUCCUGGACUAGAGUAUGUUCAUUUUUGGGUCUCAAUCCUAUUCUGUUCUGCGUAUUUAGUAGCAUUUAUUGGUAAUGUUACUAUUCUCUCUGUCAUUUGGAUAGAGUCCUCACUCCAUCAACCCAUGUAUUACUUCAUUUCCAUCUUGGCACUGACUGACCUGGGUAUGUCUUUGUCCACACUCCCCACUAUGCUUGGUGUAUUAUGGUUGGAUGCUCGGGAGAUCCAGGCAAGUGCUUGCUAUGCUCAGCUGUUUUUCAUUCACAUAUUCACCUUCCUGGAAUCCUCAGUGCUGUUGGCCAUGGCCUUUGACCGUUUUGUUGCUAUCUGCCGUCCACUGCACUACUCCACCAUCCUCACCAACAGUACAAUUGGAAAAAUUGGCUUGGCCUGUUUGUUACGAAGCAUGGGAGUUGUAUUGCCCACACCUUUGCUACUGAGACGCUAUCACUACUGCAAAGGAAAUGCUCUCUCCCAUGCCUUCUGUUUGCACCAGGAUGUUCUGAAAUUAUCCUGUUCAGACGCCAGGAUCAACAGCAUUUAUGGACUGUGUAUAGUUGUUGUCACACUAGGUGUGGAUUCAGUCUUUAUACUUCUUUCUUAUGCUCUGAUUCUGAAUGCUGUGUUGGGUAUCGCGUCUCGUGAAGAGCGGCUAAAGGCACUUAACACAUGUGUAUCUCACGUUUGCGUGGUACUCAUCUUUUUUGUUCCAGUUAUUGGAGUGUCAAUGGUUCAUCGUUUUGGGAAGCAUCUGUCAUCCAUCAUCUAUGUCCUCAUGGCUGACAUCUAUCUGCUUUUUCCUCCAGUCCUUAAUCCUAUUGUCUACAGUGUCCGGACAAAGCAAAUUCGUUUAGGAAUUCUCCAAAAGUUUGGGCUAAGGAGGAGGUUUUAA